Rhodotorula toruloides NP11 is the source of this 957-nucleotide messenger RNA. RefSeq lists its product as uncharacterized. NCBI's taxonomy places the organism in Eukaryota, Fungi, Basidiomycota, Microbotryomycetes, Sporidiobolales, Sporidiobolaceae. The transcript is spliced from 6 exons. Gene Ontology annotation, cellular component: cytoplasm. The coding region runs from base 1 to 957 and encodes 318 amino acids. The record is from RefSeq and is a predicted model, not a curated record.
AUGUCAACAGGCCCUACGGUGUCAGAACGGCCUUUGCACGGCCAACAGACGCCGCUGCCAGAGGCUGAUGCUGUUCCAGACGAACCACCCCCUCCGUACGAAGCGAGUCCAGCGACCAAUGCCGAGCAGACGCUCGAGUAUGGACCAACGCGGCCGUUUCAGCCUCCGCCAGGUCCUCCGCCCCGCAGGACUUCGCAAGGAACAUCCCUUCCCCCUCGACCGCCGUCCAUGAGCCCGCCUACGCUUCCUCCGCCUUCUUUUCCCUUCUGGAACGGCUCGACUCUCACUCCGGCACAAACGGGUUUCAGCGAAGGGCCUUACGCAGGCGGACCCACGCCUGGCCCUGCUCCCGGACCCAGCUCCUUCUCCCCUCCGCCCCAUCCUCCGCCCAUGCUGUAUCCGCAAACGACCGGUCCAUACAAUCCGCCACCUGCUUCACCGCCUGAACCACCGCGAGGCUAUCAGCCGACAGAGGCGCCCAUUCCAGGCCAACCGCUCCUGCACGAGGGGAAGCUGCUCGUCUAUCCGCCGGGCAAGGACGUCUGCUGGAAGUGCCGGAAUACAGGCUACAAGCCUUUCGAGCCGUACUCAGGAUACCAAGGCGACGACCCUAGCCAUCCGUGUCGCAAGUGCUGGGCGAAGUACGGCAAACCCUACAGCACUGCUCUCCGCAUCUCCCUCGAGAACCCUACAGCCCCCAUCCCUCCCAACUACCAGCGCCCGCUCCGCCUCAUCUCGACACCUCAAACUCGACCAGUCGCGCCCAACGUGAUCGGCACGACGAGCAGGCCGCACAUGCAGCUGAAUCCAAAUACGAUCGUUGUCAGGCCUGGCGAUCCGAGGAUUGGCGGUGUGCUGUGUCGGAGAUGCGGAGGGGACGGGACGAUGAUGGGUCCGUUCAUCUUUGACGAGGUGACGUGCGACAUGUGCAACGGGGCGGGACGGGUGUUCGUGUGA